Messenger RNA from Carlito syrichta (Philippine tarsier), 1427 nucleotides. It is a transcript of the gene SCARB1, whose product is annotated as scavenger receptor class B member 1. The transcript is spliced from 11 exons. NCBI's taxonomy places the organism in Eukaryota, Metazoa, Chordata, Mammalia, Primates, Tarsiidae. Gene Ontology annotation, molecular function: scavenger receptor activity; lipid binding; low-density lipoprotein particle binding. Gene Ontology annotation, cellular component: cytoplasm; caveola. The record is from RefSeq and is a predicted model, not a curated record. Gene Ontology annotation, biological process: plasma lipoprotein particle clearance; recognition of apoptotic cell; cholesterol efflux. Bases 60 to 1427 code for a protein of 455 amino acids.
CACAUCACAGCUCUCUCCUGCAGAACGUGCGCAUCGACCCCAGCAGCCUGUCCUUUAGCAUGUGGAAGGAGAUCCCGGUGCCCUUCUACCUGUCCGUCUACUUCUUUGACGUGCUCAACCCCGAGGACAUCCUGAAGGGCGGGCGGCCGCAGGUGCGGGAGCGCGGGCCCUACGUGUACAGGGAGUUCCGGCACAAGAGCAACAUCACCUUCAACGACAACGACACGGUGUCCUUCCUCGAGUACCGCAGCUACCAGUUCCAGCCCGACAAGUCCCACGGCUCCGAGAGCGACUACAUUGUCAUGCCCAACAUCCUGGUCCUGGGCGCCGCCGUGAUGAUGGAGCACAAGCCCAUGAGCCUGAGGCUGCUCAUGACCCUGGCCUUCACCACCCUGGGCGAGCGCGCCUUCAUGAACCGCACGGUGGGCGAGAUCAUGUGGGGCUACGAGGACCCCUUGGUGCACCUCAUCAACAAGUACCUCCCGGGCAUGUUCCCCUUCCAGGGCAAAUUCGGGCUCUUCGCCGAGCUCAACAACUCCAACUCUGGGCUCUUUACCGUGUUCACGGGGGUCAAGGACUUUGGCAGGAUUCACCUGGUGGACAAGUGGAACGGGCUGAGCAGGGUCAACUUCUGGCAUUCCGACCAGUGUAACAUGAUCAAUGGGACUUCCGGGCAGAUGUGGGCGCCGUUCAUGACCCCUGAGUCCUCGCUGGAGUUCUACAGCCCCGACGCCUGCCGGUCCAUGAAGCUGGACUUCCAGGCCACAGGGGUGUUUGAAGGCAUCCCCACCUACCGCUUCGGGGCGCCCCCCACCCUGUUUGCCAAUGGGUCCGUCUACCCGCCCAACGAGGGCUUCUGCCCGUGCCGGGAGUCCGGGAUCCAGAACGUCAGCACCUGCAGGUUCAGUGCCCCUCUGUUCCUGUCCCAGCCUCACUUCCUCAACGCUGACCCCGUCCUGGCCGCAGCGGUGGGCGGCCUGCACCCCAGCCAGGAGGAGCACUCCUUGUUCUUGGACAUCCAUCCGGUCACUGGGAUCCCCAUGAAUUGCUCCGUGAAGCUGCAGCUGAGCCUGUUCAUCAAAGCUGUCAAAGGCAUCGGGCAAACCGGGAAGAUUGAGCCCGUGGUCCUGCCGCUGGUGUGGUUUGGCGAGAGCGGCGCCAUGGAGGGCGAGCCGCUGCGCACCUUCUACACGCAGCUGGUGCUGCUGCCCAAGGUGCUGCACUACGCGCAGUACGUGCUCCUGGCGCUGGGCUGCUUCCUGCUGCUGGUCCCCGUCGCCUACCACGUGCGGAGCCAGGAGAAGUGCUAUUUGUUUUGGAGUAGUAGUAAAAAGGGCCCCCAGGAUAAGGAGGCCAUUCAGGCCUAUUCUGAAUCCCUGAUGACACCAGCUCCCAAGGGCGCGGUGCUGCAGGAGGCGAGGCUGUAG